This is a messenger RNA of Protopolystoma xenopodis, 201 nucleotides long. Lineage: Eukaryota; Metazoa; Platyhelminthes; Monogenea; Polystomatidea; Polystomatidae. The record is from the annotation of a GenBank genome assembly.
AUGGCUUUUCUACUGCUGGUAUCUAUCCCUUUGCGUCGAGCCAUUUCUCGCGGUGCUGGAGAUGAGCGGGGCGCCAAGAUGGCCAUCGCUGCAACCACCCGACUUCCAAGUAAUCUGAGUCUGGAAAUAACGCAUUCGUCGAUGCCGCUACAGACUCGUGAAAUGCACAGUGAAACGGUUUCCCUUGUCGGGCCCUGCUAA